This is a messenger RNA of Eruca vesicaria subsp. sativa (arugula), 846 nucleotides long. The record is from the annotation of a GenBank genome assembly. NCBI's taxonomy places the organism in Eukaryota, Viridiplantae, Streptophyta, Magnoliopsida, Brassicales, Brassicaceae.
AUGGUCUUUGCCAAUCGUCAUCUUCCAUUUCCUCAUCCUCCACCACCUAUCUGCAUCGCCAGACCAAAACCACCAAAAGUGAACAAGACUUUUGUUUCUCUUACUCAGUGUAGUGAAGCAGUGAUACCAACAACAAUGACCUCAUCAAGAAAGCUUCAGUUUUUUUUGUCUGCAUUCGAUGAGCUUCAAGACCGAGAAGACGGCUACUAUGUUGUUGUUGGAGGCACUACUCCAACUCCUCUUGGAAAAGGCAAAUCUACCACCACCGUAUGUCUUUGCCAAGCCUUAGGCGCUUACCUCAACAAGAAGGUUGUUACUUGUCUUCGCCAACCCUCACAGGGACCAACCUUUGGAAUCAAAGGAGGUGCAUCUGGUGGUGGGUAUAGUCAGGUGAUUCCUAUGGAUGAGUUUAAUCUCCAUCUCACUAGUGACAUCCACGCCAUAACUGCUUCCAACAAUCUCUUAGCUGCUGCUAUCGACGCUCGGAUGUUCCAUGAGGCGUUUCAAUCCGACAUGGUUCUUUUCAACAGGCUGUGUCGUCCUAAUAAAGAAGGGAAAUGUAGUUUUACUGACAUUAUGUUUAGGCGUUUGACAAAGCUUGGCAUCUCCAAGACCAGUCCUGAGGAGCUUACUCCUGGGGAGAUAAGGAGAUUUGCUAGGCUUGAUAUUGUUCCUGAUUCUAUUACUUGGAGGAGGGUGAUGGAUGUUAAUGACCGGUUCUUAAGGAAGAUAACUGUUGGUCAGGGGUCUGAGGAGAAAGGGAUGACUAGAGAAACCGGGUUCGACAUUUCUGUUGCUAGUGAGAUCAUGGCUGUUUUGGCUUUGACAACCUCUCUGGGUGAUUGA